This is a messenger RNA of Trichosurus vulpecula (common brushtail), 1453 nucleotides long. RefSeq names its product glyoxylate and hydroxypyruvate reductase (gene GRHPR). Gene Ontology annotation, cellular component: cytosol. The transcript has 9 exons. Lineage: Eukaryota; Metazoa; Chordata; Mammalia; Diprotodontia; Phalangeridae. The record is from RefSeq and is a predicted model, not a curated record. Gene Ontology annotation, molecular function: glyoxylate reductase (NADPH) activity; hydroxypyruvate reductase (NADH) activity; hydroxypyruvate reductase [NAD(P)H] activity. The coding region runs from base 108 to 1097 and encodes 329 amino acids.
GGGCGUGUCCGGGGCGUGGCCACGUCCCGGAAAAGGGCUGAGUCCCCGCCCCGAUACCCACCCCCUGUCACGGCCGCUCUUCUUAAGCCUUCCCCCCAGGCGCGGAGAUGAGACUUACUGCGAGACUCAUGAAGGUGUUCGUCACCCGGAGGAUCCCCCCCGAGGGGCAGGCCUUGCUGGCUCAGGCCGGAAUUUCUAACGUAGAACAGUGGGAGUCAGAUGAGCCCAUAUCAAGAGAGGACCUGCUGAAAGGAGUGGCUGGAGCCCAGGGUAUUCUCUGCCUUUUGAGUGACAAAAUAGACAAAAAAAUCCUGGACACCGCAGGAUCCAAUCUCAAAGUAAUCAGCACAUUAUCCGUAGGAGUUGACCAUCUUGCCCUGGAUGAAAUUAAAAAGCGAGGAAUCCGUGUGGGCUACACCCCAGAUGUACUGACAGAUGCCACAGCAGAGCUCGCAGUGGCCCUACUCCUCACCACCAGUCGCCGGCUGCCAGAAGGCAUUGAGGAAGUAAAAAACGGUGGUUGGACUUCAUGGAAGCCACUCUGGAUGUGUGGCCACCAGCUCUUGAACAGCACAGUUGGAAUUAUCGGGCUGGGAAGGAUAGGCCAAGCUAUCGCCCGUCGUCUAAAACCAUUUGGCGUCCAAAAAUUUUUAUAUACUGGACGUCAGCCCAAGCCCAAGGAGGCAGCUGAGUUCCAAGCAGAGUUUGUUCCUCUUGACCAGCUGGCAGCCCAGUCAGAUUUUGUGGUGGUGUCCUGUGCUUUAACCCCUGACACCAAGUUGCUCUGCAACAAGAACUUCUUCCAGAAGAUGAAGAAAACGGCUGUGCUUGUCAACAUAAGCAGGGGUGAUGUGGUGAACCAGGAGGAUCUUUACGAGGCUUUGACUAAUAACCAGAUUGCAGCAGCUGGGCUAGAUGUCACAAGCCCUGAACCACUGCCCACAAACCAUCCUCUUCUAUCACUGAAGAAUUGUGUGAUUCUACCACACAUUGGAAGUGCUACCUACGGAACCCGAAACGUUAUGUCAGUGCUGGCAGUCAAUAACUUGUUGGCUGGCCUAAAGGGGGAGCCAAUGCCAAAUGAAUUCAAAUUGUGAAGAUUAAACAAUUAGAAUCUCACAAUUGAGGAAGAAUUAAUAAAAUGAUCAUUAUAUAUUCACUUCUGCUAAACAGAAGUAUGCUACUUUCACCUGAAUGUUUCUGCUGUCAUAAAGAAAACAAGCAGUGUGGCACCCACUCUCCCCCAAACAUAUAUUUGCCUCAAAACUACAUGAAAAGUGCCUAAGAAUAACAUUUACUUUGUGAUUAUCCUGUAAUUUAGGAAACAAAGGUGACAAUGAGUAUGCAACAUUUGUUGAUGAAUGUUAUCAUCUUAAUUUUAAUAAUUAAAUGACCAUUUUGUUGAUGAAUGUUAUCUAAAUUUCAAUAAGUAAAUGACCAUUGUGUUACUUAA